Molecule: messenger RNA, 942 nt
Organism: Octodon degus (degu)
Lineage: Eukaryota; Metazoa; Chordata; Mammalia; Rodentia; Octodontidae
Product: olfactory receptor 2G3-like
Exons: 1
Coding region: 1-942 (313 amino acids)
Biological process (GO): G protein-coupled receptor signaling pathway
Cellular component (GO): membrane
Molecular function (GO): G protein-coupled receptor activity; olfactory receptor activity
Source: RefSeq, a predicted model, not a curated record
AUGCAGAUGAUUAAUCAGAGUUUAGGAGGUGAUUUUGUACUGGUGGGCUUCUCUGAUCAGCCACAACUUGAGAAGAUCCUCUUUGUGGGUGUGCUAGUCUCUUACCUCCUGACACUGUUGGGCAACACAGCCAUCAUCCUGGUAUGCUGUCUGGACUCCAUGCUUUGGACACCCAUGUACUAUUUUCUCACCAAUCUCUCCUUGGUUGACCUUUGCUUUACCACUAGCAUAGUUCCCCAGUUGCUAUGGAACCUCCGUGGUCCAGCCAAGACCAUUACUGCUGCAGGCUGUACCAUUCAGUUGUAUGUGUCUCUAGCUCUGGGAUCCACUGAAUGUGUUCUGUUGGCUGUCAUAGCAUUUGACCGCUAUGCAGCUGUUUGCCGGCCACUCCACUAUGCUACAAUGAUGCAGCCGCGAAUUUGCUGGUCCCUUGCAGGAAUGGCAUGGUUGAGUGGAGUGGGCAACACGUUGAUUCAGGGUACCAUUACCCUUCGGCUGCCCCGCUGUGGGAAUUAUAGGAUUUACCAUUUCUUCUGUGAAGUUCCUGCCAUGAUCAAGCUGGCCUGUGUGGACGUGCAUGCUAAUGAGGUGCAGCUCUUCCUGGCUUCCUUGGUCCUGCUCCUUCUCCCUCUCACCCUCAUCCUAGUCUCUUAUGCGUACAUUGUCCAAACAGUGGCUAGAAUCAGAUCAGCACAAGCCUGGCAUAAAGUCCUCGGAACAUGUGGGUCCCACCUGUUGGUGGUGUCUCUCUUCUAUGGCACCAUCACAGCGGUCUAUAUACAGCCCACCAGUUCCUAUUCCCGCAGUCAAGGAAAGUUCAUCACCCUUCUGUACACUGUGGUGACUCCCACCCUCAACCCCCUCAUUUACACACUGAGAAACAAAGAUGUGCAGGGAGGCUUCAGGAGGAUUUGUGGAAAACAGAAUAUUGCAGAACAAUGA